AACCUAUCGUUUUGUGUCAUCUGUGCCGAAAGAUCAAUCAAAUAAAUAAUUUAAGUCUAAGUUUAAAGAAUAACUAAUAAGUAUCUUUAAAAAUGGAUAGCAUAAUUGGGCGCAGUCAGUUUGUCUCAGAAACGGCUAACCUAUUCACAGAUGAAAAAACCGCCAGCGCACGAGCAAAGGUGGUUGAGUGGUGCAACGAGUUCGCCACGGCUCCAGCUACAACAAAAUGCGAGUUGCUGGUGAAAGUGCAGGAAACCGUUCUCAGCUCCUGCGUGGAGCUAGCCGAAGAGUUCUUGGAGCCAGUGCUAUCGUUGGCCCAUGAUCAGAACAUGGAAGUGCGAAAGCAAGUGGUUUGCUUUGUGGAGCAAGUAUGCAAGGUUAAAGUGGAGCUGCUACCAUACGUGAUCAACAUCAUUUCCAUGCUCUUGCGAGACAGCUCGGCGCAGGUCAUUAAACGAGUGAUUCAGGCCUGUGGAAGCAUUUACAAAAAUGGUUUGCAGUAUUUGUGCAGCCUCACGGAUCCCAGCGACAGUGCAGAGCAGGCAUGGAAUAUUCUUAGUUUAAUCAAGGCACAAAUUUUGGAUCUGAUUGACAACGAAAACGAUGGCAUACGCACCAAUGCAAUUAAGUUCCUAGAGGGCAUCAUAGUCUUGCAGAGCUUUGCCGACGAGGACAGCCUCAAGCGGGAGGGCGACUUCUCCCUGGCCGAUGUUCCCGACCAUUGCAAGCUCUUCCGUGCCCAGAAGUUACAAGAGGAGGGCACCAACAUAUUCGACAUCAUGUUACAGUUCCACGGCACAACGCACAUAUCUUCUGUGAACCUGAUUGCCUGCACCAGCAGCCUGUGUACGGUGGCCAAGAUGCGACCCGUUUUCAUGGGAGCCGUUGUGGAGGCCUUCAAGCAGCUCAAUGCUAAUCUUCCGCCAACGCUCACUGACUCCCAGGUUAGCUCUGUCCGGAAGAGCCUCAAGAUGCAGCUGCAGACGCUGCUGAAGAACAAAGGGGCCUACGAGUUCUCUGCCACUAUACGAGGCAUGCUAGUGGACUUGGGGUCCACGUCCAAUGAGAUACAGAAACUGAUACCCAAGAUGGAUAAGCAGGAAACGGCUCGACGCCAAAAACGAAUUUUAGAGAACGCCGCCCAGAGUCUGGCGAAAAAAGCGCGAAUUGCCAGCGAGCAACGAGAGCAGGAGACGCGGGAACUGGAACUCGACGAGGAAGAGCUGGAGCGCCAGCGACAAAAAUCCACCAGAGUCAACGAGAAAUUCCUGGCCGAACAUUUCCGGGCCCCAGAGACGGUGGUCAGCCUGGUCGUCGAGUUUCUGCCUGGGCUGCCAGCUGAGGUGCCGGAAAGAUUUCUUGCCGAGUACACGCCCAUCAAAAAAAUGUCUCUGCAGCAGCAGGUUAGCAACAUAUCGCGGAUCUUUGGCGAGCAGUUGACUGAAAAUCGCCUGGGUCCAGGCGCGGCUACAUUCAGUAAGGAGCCGCCCAUGAGGGCCAAGGCGAGUCGAGAAGUAGCUUCUGCCACUGAGAUCCCCUUGGUCACCGAAAUGGAGGUGGAUGAAGAUACCGAAACGGCCCGUAAGUUGAACGAGGAAGAGCUGCAGCGCAAGGAAGAGGCCACAAAGAAGCUGCGCGAGACCAUGGAACGGGCAAAGGGCGAACAAACUGUCAUUGAGCGGAUGAAAGAGCGGGCGAAGACGCUGAAGCUGCAGGAGAUCACCAAACCCCUUUCCCGCAACGUAAAGGAAAAGUUCCUGUUGGAUGCAGUCAAGCGCAUCCUGAACUCGGAACGGCAGUGCGUCAAAGGUGGAGUGUCUUCCAAGCGCCGCAAGCUGGUCACUGUCAUAGCGGCCACAUUUCCAGACAAUGUGCGCUACGGCAUCAUGGAGUUUAUUCUGGAGGAUGUCAGACAGCGCAUAGAUCUUGCCUUCUCCUGGCUCUUUGAGGAGUACUCCCUGCUGCAGGGUUUCACCAGGCACACCUAUGUCAAGAGGGAGAACCGACCCGAUCAUGCCUACAACGAGCUCUUGAACCAGCUCAUCUUCGGUAUCAACGAGCGCUGUGAGCACAAGGAGAAGAUAAUUCUGCUGCGCCGCGUGUAUCUGGAAGCGCCAAUUUUGCCAGAAAAUGUCGUGGGGGACCUGGUCCAGCUGAGUCUUGUCGAUGAGUUCUCACAUCAUGGUCUGGAUCUGAUCAAAGAUCUGGCUGUACUGCGGCCACCGAGGAAAAAUCGCUUCAUACGCAUUCUACUCAACUUUUCUGUACACGAACGUGCUGAUCUGCGGGAGCGUUCUCAGGGCCACUUGGUCAGCCUGUACCAUUUGCACAAGAUUCUGCCGGCAAGAAUCGAUGAAUUUGCCCUAGAAUGGCUGAAAUUUCUUGAACAGGAGAGGCCUCCGGCGUCCAUUUUCUCACAGGAAUUUGGCCGGCCCACCGCAGAGACAGACUGGCGCGAGGACACAACCAAAGUGUGCUUGGGCCUGGCUCUCACACUGUUGCCCUACAAACCGGAAGUUUACGUUGAGAAAAUAUGCCAAGUUUUUGUGACUACCUCCGCGGAGCUGAAGCGCACGAUCUUGCGCAGUCUGGACGUUCCCAUAAAGAAGCUUGGCGUUGAGAAUGCCACUCUGAUGCAGUUAAUAGAGGAGUGCCCAAAGGGAAUGGAGACACUUGUGAUCCGCAUCAUCUAUAUACUGACAGAGCGAGUGCCGACACCUCCUGUGGAUCUAGUGCGACGAGUGCGAGACCUUUACCAGAGCAGGGUUCAGGAUGUGCGUGUAAUGAUACCAGUGCUGAGUGGCCUAUCCCGCUCCGAGCUUAUCAACGUGUUGCCCAAACUAAUUAAACUGAAUCCGGCUGUUGUCAAGGAGGUGUUCAAUCGACUGCUCGGCAUUGGGGCCGAGUUUGCCCACCAGACGAUGGCCCUGUCGCCCACUGACCUCCUGGUGGCCCUACACACCAUCGACACGAAUGUUUGUGAUCUAAAGUCUAUAGUAAAGGCUACGUCCAUUUGCCUGGCUGAGCGGGAAUUGUACACACAGGAGGUACUCAUGGCUGUGCUUCAGCAACUAGUGGAAGUUGUUCCGUUGCCAACCCUGAUGAUGCGUACCACGAUCCAGAGUCUGACGCUCUAUCCGCGACUCUCCAACUUUCUGCUGAAUCUGCUGCAGAGGCUGAUAAUGAAGCAGGUCUGGCGGCAGAAGGUCAUCUGGGAGGGUUUUCUCAAGACGGUGCAGCGCCUCAAGCCGCAGUCUCUGCCGAUUCUGUUAAAUCUUCCGCCAGCGCAGCUUCAGGACGCGCUCCAGCAGUGUCCCGAUCUGCGACCUGCUUUGCUGGAGUAUGCAGAAAGCGUGCAGGAUGAGCCAAUGAAUGGCAGUGGUAUUACACAACAGAUAAUGGACAUAAUCUCAGGAAAGGCGGUAGAUGUAUUCAUCACGGACGAAAGUGGUGGCUACAUGUCGGCGGAUAUGAUCAAAAAGGAGGUGCAGGACCCCUCGGACAUCUGCGUGAUUUCCACAGUACCGGUGCUGACGUCUCUGACGCCCUUGCCCGUUCCAGCGCCCGUCUCGAGCGAUCUUAACCAGCCCUUGCCGCCGGGCGAGGACUAGGGCGAAUAGGCGUAGGGGCGAAAUAAUAAUUGUUUUGUUUGCAUUCAGAUAAGAUUCUUCACUUUAAUAAGAAUAAGACAAAUAUUUCACUUAGA
This is a messenger RNA of Drosophila guanche, 3706 nucleotides long. RefSeq names its product symplekin (gene Sym). The transcript has 5 exons. The record is from RefSeq and is a predicted model, not a curated record. Gene Ontology annotation, cellular component: mRNA cleavage and polyadenylation specificity factor complex. NCBI's taxonomy places the organism in Eukaryota, Metazoa, Arthropoda, Insecta, Diptera, Drosophilidae. Bases 93 to 3611 code for a protein of 1172 amino acids.